Molecule: messenger RNA, 1038 nt
Organism: Sphaerodactylus townsendi
Lineage: Eukaryota; Metazoa; Chordata; Lepidosauria; Squamata; Sphaerodactylidae
Product: noggin-like
Exons: 1
Coding region: 1-807 (268 amino acids)
Biological process (GO): osteoblast differentiation; negative regulation of BMP signaling pathway; negative regulation of cell differentiation
Source: RefSeq, a predicted model, not a curated record
AUGGAUGCCAGAGCACGGCUACUCUGCAUGCUGCUUCUGGGGCUGGGGGCCCAUACAACCAAUCAUACAGGAGCUGUUUCUCUCCCUCAAGAAAGAGACGUGUUUCUAAGCGAGGUGCUUCUGCCUCAGGAAAAGAGUCCUGAGAUGUCUCCAUACAAUCCUGAUGUCCACCUCAUCCAGAGUAAACCAGGCAAUCAAGCAAGACCUUACAGCCUGUCUCUGUCUCCAGAUGACUACCACUACUCUCCUAAACCCAAGCGUCUACGAACCUCUCGGCUGAUGAAAAUGAUAGGCUCAUCCUUUGACCCUUUCUGGAUGUCUCUUGAGGACCCCCGUGGUCGGAACACAAGCUUAGAGGAAUUGGGCACCCUCAGCGAGGACCUGGCAGAACGUUCAGCCCGAUUUAAGAAGAAGCUACUGCAGGAAGCUCAAGGACUAGAUCUUCCUGAGCUGCUGACUUUUAGGGAUGGUGUUCCCCACAAUCUGAGCCAAGUUCUCAAGCACCGUCUCCAACAGUGGCUUGUGGAUAGUGCUACCUGCCAGCUGACCUCUUCCUGGGUGGAUGUGGGACCCAUCUUCUGGCCACGCUGGGUACGCCACACAGACUGUGACCCUAUCCAAGUGGGCUGCUCGUGGCCUCCUGGCAUGAUUUGCCAACAUGCACAGGUCACCUACAUCAAGCUCCUGGCAUGGCAUUGUUGGGCAAGCAAGGAGGAAGCCGUAGGCCUUAGAAAGCCCCCACAACAAUGUGCCUGGAGGCUGAUUCCUUAUCCUGUGGUGGCUACAUGCAAGUGUUCCUGCCAGUGAGAAGACAGUGCAAAAUAGUGCCAACUCUGGACUUUUUGCUGACAAUCAGUCAUAACUGGCAAACACAGUGAAGGAACAGUCUCUUGCUAUCUGAACUAGAGAGUUAACAGACCCAUGAGGUGAUUGAAAAGAUGCUCCCUGAAGAAAUGGGAAAGGAGGACCUGGAGAUAGCUUUCUUUACAACAAGGAGAGGAAACCUCGCUUUGGAAUAACUGCCACACCAAGAGGGAG